This is a messenger RNA of Leptosia nina, 816 nucleotides long. NCBI's taxonomy places the organism in Eukaryota, Metazoa, Arthropoda, Insecta, Lepidoptera, Pieridae. The record is from the annotation of a GenBank genome assembly.
AUGGACGUUCACAAACUAUGGGCAUACAAGGAAUACGUGAAUGUGAAUGGGUUCAUGUUAUCAAGUGAAUUAAUAUCACUUUUACAAAGCUCUCUGACGGUACUACAAGUAGAGAACCAUUUUACCCACAUGCAGUACUGGGGUCAGAUCUACGCCAUAGAUGGAGAUUACCACAUAGCCGUGGGCACGACUAGGGACGCAAUUGCAGACCGAAAGUAUUAUUACACGACAGAUUUCAAGUUUUGGGGCCUUCUCGCUAGACCUAAGAAAAAGUAUAAACAGCUCUCUCUACUAACCACUUUUCCGUUCCGCGGGGAUCCAUCCCUAAAGAUUAAAGUUCUGGACGAAGCGAUGGAAGAGCAUCAUCCGGAUCGGUGCCAAGAGAUGCAAGAAGAGAAACGCCUGGCGGCUACGAUUAGCAAUAUUUGCGACGAAGCUGAGAUAUGCGCGAGGGGCCAGCUAAUUAAGCAACCGGACGGCACAGUCGUGAUCAAUCCUAACUUUUACGGUCUAACCGGCCCUGAAGCGAAGCUGCUCAAGUCCUACUUACACGUCCGUCCGGCGCAACAACGCUGGAACUCAAAUCUUUUAACUAGGCAGGAUUACAACUACAGUAUGGAUUUUCUAGAUUCCAUUGACCAGGACAUUCCAUCCGGGUGCUGGAACCUCUCGCUAGAACAGUGUGGCACGGUGGCAUAUCUUAAGAGCUUGUAUUGGCCCGGAAUGUCGUACUUUCACAAAGUUAAAACGCCUGAUGCGGGAUUUCUAUACAUCGGCAAUGGGAAAAAGAAUUUCGAUGUACCGUUUCUCAUUUAA